Molecule: messenger RNA, 380 nt
Organism: Striga asiatica
Lineage: Eukaryota; Viridiplantae; Streptophyta; Magnoliopsida; Lamiales; Orobanchaceae
Source: the annotation of a GenBank genome assembly
AGUUUCGACGCAGAAAAGGUGACUUGAUGGUUCAUGGUGAAACUGAAGAAUCUGUCAUUGCCUCUAUCAUAUUUCAGGUCACCUCAAUUCAGGAUUUGAGAAAAUUAGGGUUCAGUGGGUCUGUAGAUGCUGCGUCGUUGUUGGAAUUUGUCGAUGUUGGUCAUGAUUUGAUUCUUGUUGUUGAUGCAUCAAUUGCUGUUGAGUACAUGGUAGACUUUGAUGAGGAUCCAGCAGCUCUGGUGAUUAAUCACACGAGCUAUGCAGUUUCAGAGACUGAAGGGGAUCAUACUUUGAUGGCUAGUGGUCAUUUAAUUCAGUCUGAGGCUAUUCUGGGCAGCCUAAAAAUCGAGUUCUCUGAAGGAGCUGUUCAGCUGCAUCAA